Molecule: messenger RNA, 2109 nt
Organism: Staurois parvus
Lineage: Eukaryota; Metazoa; Chordata; Amphibia; Anura; Ranidae
Source: the annotation of a GenBank genome assembly
AUGUUUGAGGAAAGCUCUGUAAUUUUAGAAAUCUCAGAAGACACAUCACCUGGUACACUCCUUAUAAAUCUCACAGCCACUGACCCAGACCAAGGUCCAAAUGGGGAAAUUGAGUUUUCAUUUGGCAAACACACACCUCAUCAUGUUCUUAACAUGUUUAGCAUUGAUCCCAAGUUAGGUGAAAUAUUUCUGAAGCAGCCACUUGACUAUGAAAGUAGGCACUCUUAUGAAUUAGAUGUGCAGGCAAAGGACUUAGGCCCUAAUCCUAUCCCUACUCACUGCAAGGUCGUCAUUAAAGUUCUGGAUAUUAAUGAUAACACUCCUGAUAUUAAAGUCACUUGGGCUGCUCAAGAUUCUCCUGAGAUCAUUGUGUCUGAGGCUGUUCCACUGGGCAGUUUUGUUGCUUUGGUUAUAGCAAAUGAUCCAGAUUCAGGUGCAAACGGGGAUGUGCACUGUCACUUAGUCCAAGACCAUGAACAUUUUAGGCUUCAAAAAGCUAAAGGAAACAGUUAUAUACUAACAACCAAUGCAAUUCUAGACAGAGAAAAAUUGGAUGUGUAUGACAUAACUAUACAAGCCCAAGAUCAAGGUGAACCAUCUUUUACAUCUAAAAAAUCCUUAAAAAUAUUUGUUCGUGAUGCUAAUGACAAUGCUCCAGUUUUUCAGAGGCCUAAAUAUGAUGUUUCACUAUAUGAAAACAAUAGUCCUUUCACUCAUCUUCUAACAGUAAAUGCUCUGGAUGCUGACUUGGGUAAAAAUGCAGAGGUUACCUACAAGAUUAUUGACUCUAUUAUCUCAGGGACACCACUAUCAACGUUUGUUUCUGUCCAUUCCAAAACUGGUGAAAUUGUUGUGCUGAAGGCCAUUGAUUAUGAGGAAAUCAAAGAAAUGCAAUUCUUGGUGCAAGCAGAAGACAAUGGUGACCCUCAACUCAGCAGUAAUGCUUCUGUCAAGGUGUUGGUAAGAGACCAAAAUGACAAUAGCCCAAUAAUUGUGCAACCUCAACUUAAGAAUGGUCGUGCCACUAUCACCAUCCUUGUGAAUGCUGAGAGUGGAUACUUUCUUUCUGCCUCAGAAGCCACUGAUGCAGACUCAGAUGAGAAUUCUAGACUUGUCUACCAUUUGUUGGAUAACUACCUAGGCUUGUUUGCUAUGGAUGCACAUCUUGGAUACAUUUACAUAAAUUCCAGUAAUGCCAGCAACUUAAUUGGUAGUGUCAUAGACUUAAAGGUCACUGUCAGAGAUUGUGGAAUUCCUUAUCGGGAAACCAAAGCUCAGCUAACAAUUAUGUUUAGUAGCCACCUGGACCACUUGAAAAAUUCAGCUAGCGAAACCAAUGGUAAGCUGAGCCUGUCUGUGGUAAUUGUUAUUUGCCUGGCUGUUCUUCUAGUUGUAUGUCUCUUUAUAUUGGCUCUCAUAAUGUCCUUUUGUCGAGUAGAUAGAAAGGACAACAGAGCAUACAACUGCAGGGAAGAAGAAUCUGCUUAUAGGAAGCAGCCUAGAAGGCCUCAAAAGCAAAUACAAAAGGCAGAUAUUCAUGUAGUCCCUGUACUUAGGGGUCGGCAACAACCACAACCAGUGACACCAGUAGAAGAGACCAAGUUGUUUCCUAUGCCAGAUGAAGGAAAAGAAGUUCCAGAGGAUCAAACUCUCCAUACUCCUUUUCAUCUCACACCUACACUAUUUCGCACACUAAGGAACCAACAUAACCAAGAAAUAUUAAGUGAGGAUACUACAGAUUUAGAGCAGUCUUUCUCCUUACCUCCCUCUGUGUGUCGAACAUUACAGUAUCAGAGACAGAGAAGCUACUCUAGAGAGAACUUUGAAGACCCCAAUGGAACCCUUCCAGUUAGUAAUAAAACCUUAAAGAACCCUGGUAGCCCUCAAAUAAGAGUCCACGAUCAUUUUAGCCCUUCUGAACCCAUAGUAUACAAUGGUGGGGACUUUUCUCCAGCUACUUCUCCUACUUUAAGAAGACAAAAGAAUGUAGAACAGUCAUCUAAAGAGCAGAUCUUGAGAAGCCUGGUGCGACUAUCGAUGGUGGCAUUAGCAGAGAAAGAAAGUGUAGAUGUUACCAUGCAGUCACCCCAUGUGCAGGUAAGCCAGUGA